AUUUACAAAUGGACUGCGGGCCCAAUAUGGCGAUCAUCGGAAGCAUGGUGGGGGUAACGAUGUGGCUUCUCUGAUUAUUUAGGACUCUAGUCAUGACGUAAAGAGACAUAUCAAACGUGAUUGGUUUUUACGAGCUCAACGGUUGUGGGUUGUGUUUCCUGAACACAUAAUCUCGAUGACGCAUCAGUCACAUCAGUUGAUAUCGCAUAAAUUCUAAAUUUUAUGAUAAUAUAAUAUAAUAAAAAGUCGAGUAAUAUAAUAGAUCUUUUUUAUUACACGUACGAUGUCGUCUGACAACGAAAACGCUCAACUUCAAGAGUAUAAUGAUGAUCCGCGAAUUCCUUGUCAAUACGGUACAAAGUGUUAUCAGAAAAAUCCGCAGCAUCACAGCAAGUACAAACACCCGCCAAAGGAAGAGAUGGUGAAACAAAGAGUUGAGAAAAUGAUUACUGGCGUAAAGAAAAAAAAUCUUAAAGAUGAUAAGAAGAGAAAAAGUCCACAGAGAAAAUUGCAAAAGAUAUACGAGUUCUGUCAAAAAAAUUUGCACGAUAUCUCGCCAAGUCCGGAGAGAAAGGAUGACAUUAGAAAUAGCAACAAAGAUAGCAAUAAAAACUUUAAUGCGAAAAUAGAAGCAUCGGAUAAAGAUGCGACAAUCGUGCAGACAUCAUCAAAGAAAUAUGAUCAUUCCCUUGAAUCGAUCAAGAGUAGUGCAACUGAAAAUACAUUAUCGACAUCCAAUGUCGAUACUGAAAAAAUUAUUAGGGAUCUAUUUCUGGUCGAGAUGCCAAUAGAUUUUUUUCAGUUUUAUGAAUUUUGUAAAACUAUAUCAAAAGAUAAUAAUCCUCUUCUGGCAUGUAAAUCUGUUUCUUUAAAACUUGUCGGUCCGUACGACGUGCUGGACGGUAAAAUAAAAGAUUCUGAAAGUGCGAGCGAUAAAGAAAAAUAUUUGAUACACUGGAGAUAUUAUUACGAUCCUCCAGAAUUUCAGACCAUUAUCAAAUGUGAUGGCAAGGAAGGAUUACAUUUUGGCUACUGGCGAGAUAGUGCUACAGAGAAACCUGUAUUCGUAGCAAAAAAUCGAGCAAAUGUAAAUUGCAUAAUCGAACCCGUUGCGGAAAAUAUAUUUGGUGCUGUUGACGCUUAUUUGCAAGAUAAAAUAAAAUCGUCCAAUCCUUUUGAGAAGACCAACAUAAUGCGUUUGCAUUCCCAACUAAAAAACUUUGCUAAACAUCAUGACAUAACUCUAGAGAAGAAUACCGUAAACAUGCGAUCAAGAGAGAGGAGAGUUGUAACACGAACUUUUCAUAAAGCAGGCAUUGUAGUCCCUUAUGAUAAGAAGACUCAGUUGGGUUAUAGAGAUUUGGCAGCAACAGACAACGAUUUGCAAAAGAUAUUAAAAGAGAUAGAGGAAUCUGACACUUUGGACGAAAGAAAAACGUCUUUCGUGAAACUCGAUGAAAUCGUAAGAUUGGCGACGAUAGCCGCGGACGAAUGCGACUUCGGCACUUGUUUGGAGUUGGGACACGAUCUCUUCUCAAAUGGCGGCAUUCAUAUACAAACAACAGUUUUACAAAUGUUAUCCAUUGCCUAUACUCAUUUACAAAGGCUGCAAUUUUUAAGGAUACUUAAAGCACACUUGAAAAGCAGAAAAAAAGGUUGCGAAUUAAGUGUAAUUUGAAAAAAAAAAACCUAGUUGGUUAUAUAUUUCUGAAAAAGAAGAAUAAUUAUAAUUUUUAUUUAUAUCGUGAUUCCAAUUCUCUCUUGAUUAUACCAGCUAUUCUAGAGUGUAUUCGAAUGCCUUUUCUACGAACAGAUGAUAAAUUUUUGCUUAAAAUUUGUAGAAAAAUUAGAAAUUUUCAAAAAAGAUUUUUAAUUUGUUAAUGUGGAUAAUAUGAUGCUUUUCAAAUGCCGAAAAAAAAAUUAGGAAAAAAAUGAUACUUAAUACUAUUUAAUAAUUGUUAUAAGAUUAUUUAUACGAAUUUAAAAAAAUAUAAUAAUUUUAAAAAAACUAUAAAACUGUUACAAUUAUACCUGUGGAAAACUGUGAUGCUAUAUAUUCUUCAUCAGAGAUUAUCUUUAUUUUGUGCUAUAUGUAUGCUUAUAAUGUAAGUUUAUCUACUUUUUUCUAAAAUUUUUAAUAAAUUUCAAAAUGUGUGUGUGCAUAAAAAAAGCACAAAAUAUCAUUAAAAAGAAGUGUCGUAAAAAAUAGAUAAUUUAAUGUAUUACAUAAAAAUCAGAUAAUUCAAUAAGACAAUCAAUGAAAAGUUCAAGCAGUUCCCUAUUCAAUUUGUGUGAAUGUAUUGUUACAAAAUCAUCACGUUUCGGCUUAAUAUUAUAUUUUGAAAAAAAUAUCGCCUCAUAUACUUUGCGUUGCGUAGACAAUAGAUAAGAAGCGAAGAUACUAGACCUUUUUUCAGCAAGAAGCUCUCUCGAGAAAAUCGCAUUCAAUUUAUUUCAAGCGUAAGAGCAGUUUUCAUCUUUGAUUUCGUCUCGAAACAUUUUGUAUUGGAUGGAUGACAACAAAUUAACAUUAUUCAUUUCGCGCGUUAAUUUUCUAUUUUGAGAAUUUAUCCAAAAAAUUAUUGUAAUGAAAAUAAUUCUCUCUGAUAAAAAAAAAAUAAAUAAAUAAAAGUUUGAUGUGUGUAAACUCAGCGAUUAUUUAAUUAAAUUUUUUAAUCCUUUAACGAUUAUAUUUUUUAAGACAAAUAUUUAAUAUAUACUCGAAUUUUUGCAUUUCGUAAUCUUAAAUGUCAUUUAAAUUAAAU
Cataglyphis hispanica is the source of this 2765-nucleotide messenger RNA. RefSeq names its product histone PARylation factor 1 (gene Hpf1). The transcript has 5 exons. Gene Ontology annotation, molecular function: histone binding; poly-ADP-D-ribose binding. Gene Ontology annotation, biological process: DNA damage response; regulation of protein ADP-ribosylation. The record is from RefSeq and is a predicted model, not a curated record. The coding region runs from base 284 to 1678 and encodes 464 amino acids. Lineage: Eukaryota; Metazoa; Arthropoda; Insecta; Hymenoptera; Formicidae. Gene Ontology annotation, cellular component: nucleus.